CAUGAGCAUACCAUCAUUAAACGAUAUUAUUUCAAAUAAAGAACAUAUAAAAAAACUCAGAGCAUUCGGCGUGUACAAUAUAUGUCAAUUAAUCAAAGAAUGGCCAAAUAUCGCAAAAACUGUCGAGAUGAACGAUAAAAGAGUAUGUCUUGCUUCGAAACAAGCGCUAGAUAUAUGCUCGGAAAUUGUAGAAUCAGAAAUGCAGAAUGGAAUGGACGUUUAUAAUAGAGAAAUAAGUGAUAAAUUUCCAAAAACAAUUACAAUUAUGAAAGAACAACUGCAUCCAGCUGAUAUGGUUGAGAUAUGGGGUUCUGCGGAUGGUAGAUUAUCAACUAUCUGCUUGGAAGCUUGCUGUAAAAUAUCUUACAAUCUAAAAGAUUGUGUUGUAAUGUAUGUUCAUUCGAAUUCCCCAGUCUUACCGAUGCAAAUUGGAAGUAUUUGUAAAGAAUUUAUACCAGAAAGUGAUUUGAAAGAUGCUUCUCGAGCUCUGAUUAAGAACAUCCUAUUGAGUCACGUUAAUGAUAUUUACCAACUUCUCGAUCUUGUCUAUUGUAUAGCCAAUGGAGGAUAUGACAAACUAAAGUUUAUCUUUAUCGAUUGUAUCUAUCAAUUUAUUGCGGGAUAUUUUACUGUGGAAAGUGAACGAUAUAUAGAAAUCGUUCAAACUGUAAUAGACGCGUUGAGAACUCUGACAGCUUCUCGACGUAUAACUAUCAUUUAUACAAACCACUUAGUUAGAGACGAAAUUAGUGAUUCGGUAAAACCGGCAUUAGGAAAAUUAUGGGCUACACUGCCCACUAAAAGGAUAUAUAUAUCACCACCAGACGGCGUAUGUUAA
Molecule: messenger RNA, 838 nt
Organism: Dimorphilus gyrociliatus
Lineage: Eukaryota; Metazoa; Annelida; Polychaeta; Dinophilidae
Source: the annotation of a GenBank genome assembly